AUGCCGAUUCCGUCAAUUGCGAACAUCGAUCCCGUGACGCGAGAGCUCUUCAAGCGCGAUGCCGCGAACGACACCAUCUGGACUUUCGGCGGCUACAAGACCAAGAAGAGCGCGGGUGCGGGUGUCACGAUGAAGGCCGAGUUCAACAAGACUGCUGGCUCUUCCUGGUGCAAUGAGAUUGACGGCGUUGGUAAGGGUGAUGCACGCGACAACAUCAUCACCGCCGCCCAUGCCGACUCGCACGUGGGCUACCCGCAUCCUGCAGACAUGCCUCCGGAGUAUGUUUGCUUCUUCUACGAGUCUAGGAACAAGUGUGAUCCCAAGGACGGUCACGCCGAGUACGUUGAGAGCGUGCCAGGCCCUAAAGGCAGCGCAAACGAUACGCAGUUCGACGUCAAGUACAAGUACAUCAGCUGGGGUUGCCAGUGGAACCCGAAGAAUCAGGACUGCUCCGCCAAGGACCAUACUGGUCACCCGCCCGGCAAGGACUGCUAA
This is a messenger RNA of Didymosphaeria variabile, 495 nucleotides long. RefSeq lists its product as uncharacterized. The record is from RefSeq and is a predicted model, not a curated record. The transcript has 3 exons. The coding region runs from base 1 to 495 and encodes 164 amino acids. Lineage: Eukaryota; Fungi; Ascomycota; Dothideomycetes; Pleosporales; Didymosphaeriaceae.